Molecule: messenger RNA, 1255 nt
Organism: Photinus pyralis (common eastern firefly)
Lineage: Eukaryota; Metazoa; Arthropoda; Insecta; Coleoptera; Lampyridae
Product: proline-rich protein 4-like
Exons: 2
Coding region: 55-1176 (373 amino acids)
Source: RefSeq, a predicted model, not a curated record
UUCAGAAGCAUCCAGUAGUGUUUUCUCCUUUAUGCGUUUAAUUUACACGGCACAAUGAAAUUACUGGGUAUUUCGACGCUGUGCGCAUUACUUCUGCUCGUAACUGCCGAAUCAAAGACCGAAACAAAAGCCACAGAUUCUAAAUCCGCAGAACCCCAAGAUAAGAAGCAAGAUAAACGUGGUAUUGAAUUGGGAUAUGGCGGUGGUGAUUUUGGUGGACACGAUUUCGGUGGUUUUGACGGAGGCCACAGCGGCGGCGGGUUUUCUGAAGGACAUGGAGGCGAGCAGGAUUAUGGUGGAUUCGACCACGGAGGUGGAGACGACCACCAUCAAAAAACCGUGACGGUUGUCAAAAAUGUUCCGGUUCCCUACCCCGUAGUUAAACAUGUGCACGUUCCAGUAGAAAAGACCGUGCAUGUUCCAGUAAAGGUGCACGUACCACAACCCUAUCCAGUCGAAAAGAAAGUACCCUACGCCGUGCCCGUUAAAGUUAAUGUGCCUGUACCUGUUCCCCAUCCGUAUCCCGUAGAAAAACCAGUUCACUUUCCAGUAAAAGUUCAUGUCGACCAACCCUACCCAGUCAAAGUUCUUGUUCCGCAACCUUACCCUGUAUACAAAGAAAUACCCGUUCCAUAUAAAGUACAUGUGCCUCAACCGUAUCCAGUUGAAAAGAAGGUACACUAUCACGUUAAAAUACCCGUACACGUUCCUCAACCAUAUCCAGUUGAAAAAAUUGUACCAUACCCAGUUCAAGUGAACGUGGACAAACCUUACCCAGUACAUAUUCCAAAACCGUACCCAGUGCACGUUGAGAAGAAAAUACCUUAUCCGGUGUCAAAUCCAAUUCCUUAUCCUGUUAAAGUACCUGUUGAUAGGCCUAUCCCAUACCCAGUGGAAAAACCUGUACCGUACCCAGUAAAAGUGCCUGUGCCUGCCCCCUACCCUGUCGAAAAGAAUAUACCCGUGCCGGUUGAGAAGCCAGUUCCCUACGCUGUCAAAAUUCCAGUAGAUCAUCCAGUACCGGUACCGGUUUACAAAAAAGUUCCCUAUCCUGUCGCUAAACCGGUACCGGUUCCCGUAAAGGUACCCGUACCCGUCCCGGUACACGACCACGGACAUGACAGCGGUUCCGACUAUGGGAGCGAAGAAGGAGAUCACAGUUCAGGAUACCAUUAAAUCUUUCUCUAGUGAUAUUAUUUUAGACUUUACUUUAUCUUUUUCCUAUUUCUAAUUCUGUACAGUAUUAUAGUAUUAU